AUGAAGAUCUUCUGGGAAAGCGAUAAUUGGCCUGGUGCAGUUAUUCAACCAGGUAUCACAUGCUUAGGAUGGAUGCCAUGCGCUGAUAAACCUGGUUUUGGUCUUCUUGCUGCUGGUUCUGAAUCAGGAGCAGUUGGUGUAACUUCAACGGAAAUAUGUCCGCGUGAAGACGAUUUGCUACGAAAUAAUUUCAAUUUACGCGGUCAUCACAGUGCUAUAAGUAUUGUUGCUUGGAAUCAAGGGCAGAUGAAAUUGGCAAGCUGUGAUUUAUCUGGGAUUAUUUAUGUUUGGGUACCCAAUGAAGAACGAUGGAGUGUCGAAUUAGUUAACGAUCGCGGAGUUAAAGUCCGUGAUGUAUGUUGGAGUUCAAAUGGUAAUUUGGCAUUAAUAUGCUAUGAAGAUAAUUUCGUAUUAAUUGGCUCUUCGUCUGGUCAGCGAAUAUGGUCAAGCUCAUUUACUGUUGCAGUAUCUUGUGGCGUUUGGGCACCAGAUUCUCAUGAGAUUAUAUUAGGGUUAAGCACCGGUGUAAUACAAGUGCUUACUGAGCAAGGAGCAACUAUUAUGGAAAGAGCAAUAUCUUCAUUUUCAAUACAGCGUUUGGCUGCCUCACCAUUUCGCAACAAUGGAAAAUGGACAUUAGCUAUUUGCUCAUCUUCAAAUCUUAUUACUUUCCUUAGAAAUUAUGAUGAAACAAAUGCAGUUGAGUGGCAAAGUGAAGAUCCAGUAUUAGACGUGCAGUGGAGUUCUUCUGGGACAUUAUUAGCCGUAGUCACUAAACCUAAUCGAUUGACUAUUUUAAAUGAAAGAGGAAUUGUUAUGUAUUCGAAACCAUUUCCAUUCCAUAUAUCAAAAACUUUAACUGCAUUUACUUGGGCUCAUAAUGAUCAAGUUAUUGUUGCUGCUGCUGGUGGUCAUUUAGUUAUCGGUCGAGUUGUGUUUGGUGUACCUCCAUUAUCUUCUUUAGUUACUUAUAAUAUAUGGGUUAUGAUGGGUCAUUCAUCGCAAAGGGUUGAUUCACUUCCUUUGCCAAGUCGUGAGCGAAAUGUAAUUCGAGAAUUAGAUCACCAUGUUAUCCGGUGUCGUAUGCCAUCAAAAGAAACCUUGUGCGAAAGUGUAUGCGAACCAUCAGCUUGGCGAUGGUAUUGUACUGUGAGACCAAUACCUCAUAGAAUGCAUUGCUACACUUUGUGUUUCGAACAUAUGGGUGGAUUGAUACCUGUAUUAAUGGGUCGGCAGAUUAAUCGAAUAAUCCCUCAGUUUUAUAUUUCUCUUCUCGACUCGUCAGUUUUUACACCUUCGUCUCACUGUUCUACAAUGGAAAAUGGUUGUUCUGCGCGAGUCGAAGAUGUAGGGGCUUUCAAUCGUCCUUCCGUUCAGCGUAAUUCUGUUUGGAGGCGAAGUAAGCGACAUAUUAGAGCGUUGAUGAAUCGUCGCGUCGCCUCAUGUCAAGUACCGAGUAAAACAAAUGGGAAACUUGUUCAGGUAUCAUCAAAUGUAUGGUGUACACGCUUCAAAAUGACAUCUCUUGCUGCAUCAUUGCUUCCUCCUUCUCUUGCUGAGGUAAUUUAUAAAACAUCUGUUUUGCAUCUUCAACCCCGACAAAUGACAGUGCGUAUCGCUGAUUUGGCUAAACGGAGGAAGAAAAAUUCUUCGAACAUUAAUGGCGAAGAUAAAUAUCAUAGCUUGCGACAGAGAAGAGGUCUAGUUGAUGUAAGAGCUGCAAAUAUGGCUGCGAUUUUAAGCGAAAUAUAUGCUUUUGAAAAUGACGAAUAUUCGCUGAGACAAUGUUUACUGUCUGAAGAGAAAGAUGUUUUUGAUGAUGAUGAUGAUGUAGCGCUUCUUGAAGAAAGAAUUCUGUAUGAGAAUGUAUUUGCGGAAUUCAAUGAACUUCGUGCAGCUGUCGAUCGCCAUAUUGCAAGGAUGAAAUGUUUUGCGAAUGAUCUUGAAAAAUCUUCUUUGAAGCUGGAAACUGUAAAUGCUAGCGAUAUUUCUUCUACCAGUCUUAGGGCACAGAAGAUCUCAGUAUCACUUCGGGACGAUCGACUAAGUGCUAAUAAAAAUAGAGUUGAGCUGGCAAGACCCUCAACUUCAGAUCAGUGGCCUAGGUAUUAUGAUGAAAUUGAGUAUAUUGAUGAGGACGAUUCGGUUGCAAUCUGUACUAAGAAUGAUCAUUAUUCUGAACUUAUACCACUGGUUGCUAAUACUUCACGUUUAAGUGAUCCUUCGCGAAAAGGACUUCGACAGCUCAAUGAUAUAUCAUCGGUUUUGGAUAAGCUAUCAAAACUGGCUAAUGAUCUUACCACUCGUUGUGCUGUUGGUCAAGUGAGUAAUCAAGCGAGUCCAUCUCAUGCCUCAAAUAUCGCUAUGGGUUAUAAUGGUAAUACUACAACAGUUUUAUCAUUACGUACACAAUUGAAAGAUAUUGCAACAAGAGUAACACAGAUUGAAAGGAAAAUUAAUUAUGGUGAUGAAUUACUUGGUGAAGUUUGUGGUGAUCUGCAACAACGAAUUCAACAUAUUAAGCGAAUUCUCGGUGAACAUCCUCCCACGGUUGAUGAAGUUUCAUUUUUGACAAUGUACAACAAAGCACCGUUUUGGAACGAAGCAAGCCAAGUUUAUCAGCUAGACUUUGGUGGACGAGUUACUCAAGAAUCAGCAAAAAAUUUUCAAGUUGAAUUUGAUAGUAAACAAGUCAUGCAGUUUGGUCGUAUUGAAAACGGUGCUUAUACUUUAGAUUUUCGUGCACCAUUUAGUGCUGUUCAGGCAUUUUCUGUUGCUCUGGCUUCUAUAACGCAACGUUUGAAAUAA
Dracunculus medinensis (Guinea worm) is the source of this 2808-nucleotide messenger RNA. NCBI's taxonomy places the organism in Eukaryota, Metazoa, Nematoda, Chromadorea, Rhabditida, Dracunculidae. The record is from the annotation of a GenBank genome assembly.